Molecule: messenger RNA, 1543 nt
Organism: Pygocentrus nattereri (red-bellied piranha)
Lineage: Eukaryota; Metazoa; Chordata; Actinopteri; Characiformes; Serrasalmidae
Gene: jkamp
Product: jnk1/mapk8 associated membrane protein
Exons: 7
Coding region: 149-1060 (303 amino acids)
Biological process (GO): response to unfolded protein
Cellular component (GO): membrane
Molecular function (GO): ubiquitin protein ligase binding
Source: RefSeq, a predicted model, not a curated record
GCUCGUCCACAAGGGGCGCGCUCACGGGCAGCGCUGCUGGAGACGCGGCGGCUUCAUCGGGGCUAAAUGUAGCUGCCUGCUAACCACUAGCGGGCUAAGCUAAAGGCCGUUUUCCGUCAGUGAGCUCCGCGGGUUCCGAGUUUCCGUCAUGUCUGUGUCAAUGAACCUGAACUGUCCGGGACUCUACUGCGGAAUUAAGAAUGGAUCAGAGCAGUGUGGGGCUUGCCCUCGAGGGGAGAGGACGAACAUAAUGAAGAUCUGCCAAAAAUGCAUGGACACUCCGGAGCUGUACGACUGGCUGUACUUGGGCUUCAUGGCCAUGCUUCCUCUGGUCCUGCACUGGUUUUUUAUUGAAUGGUAUACCGGGAAGAAAAGCUCCAGCGCCCUGUUCCAGCACAUUACGGCCCUGUUUGAAUGCAGUGCUGCAGCAGUGGUCACUCUGCUGGUGAACGACCCAGUGGGAGAGCUGGCCAUCCGCUCCUGCCGAGUCCAGAUGCUGUCGGACUGGUACACCAUGCUCUACAACCCCAGCCCGAACUACGUCGACACACUGCACUGCACUCAGGAAGCCGUGUUUCCUCUGUACACCAUUGUGCUGAUCUACUACGCCUUCUGCCUGGUCUUCAUGAUGAUGCUGCGGCCGCUCCUGGUGAAAAAGAUAGCGUGCGGUUUGGGGAAGACUGACCGUUUUAAAAGCAUAUACGCAGCUCUGUACUUCUUCCCCAUCCUCACUGUUCUGCAGGCAGUGGGUGGAGGCCUGCUCUACUAUGCCUUCCCCUACAUUAUUUUGGUGUUGUCCUUGGUCACCUUGGCUGUGUAUAUGUCGGCUUCAGAGAUACAGUCUUUUAAGAACCUUGUUGCCAAGAAGAAGCGGCUGGUGGUGCUCUUCAGCCAUUGGCUCCUCCACGCAUACGGCAUCAUCUCAAUCACCCGGUUGGAUAAUUUAAAGCAGGAUUUGCCGCUGUUGGCUCUGGUGCCUGGACCCGCUCUCUUUUAUUUACUCACGGCCAGGUUCACAGAGCCAAACAGGAUUUUGUCUGAAGGUGGAAAUGGACACUGAUGUGGUGGAAGAGGCCUUCAGCUGGUGGCUGAUCAAUACUGACCAUAUAAGAAACUUCAGCUACUAUGACAAAUGGCAUAUGCAGGGGGAAGUCCACCAGGUUUUCAAAAAUUCUGUAUAAUUCUGUGGUUGAGACGGUCAUCCAGAGUGGUUUAGUGUGAAAUGGUUGAUUUGUAGAGACUCGGAUUUCUUCAUAGUGGUGGUGAUGGGAACCAGGCGUCGCCAUGACUACAACACAGAUAUAGAAAAUUUACUUACCAUCCAGAACAACCAGAGAACCUACACGAGUCUCCUGAGAUUAUAUGGAGUGUUUAUGAUGGGAAAAUAGUGACAAAUCUGAGGAAAAUACCUUUUCUUUGGGACUGUUUUGCCUCACCACGUCCUGCAUGUAUCCCUCCACCAUGAAUGAAUUUUAAAAAAUACAUUUUAGAUCAAAAUCUAAACUGUCCUAAAACAGCGUCUCAGUGAAUUCAGAACCAUUUC